Messenger RNA from Helobdella robusta, 327 nucleotides. RefSeq lists its product as hypothetical. The coding region runs from base 1 to 327 and encodes 108 amino acids. NCBI's taxonomy places the organism in Eukaryota, Metazoa, Annelida, Clitellata, Rhynchobdellida, Glossiphoniidae. The transcript is spliced from 3 exons. The record is from RefSeq and is a predicted model, not a curated record.
AUGUACCCUAAAGAAAAUUUACUAUUCCUGGAUCCCUUCAUUUCUCUGAAAGUCGAAAAUUUGGCGGAAACAAGAUUCUCUCAGCAUGGUAGUCUUUACGCUGAUUUAUCUGUUUUAGAUUCAAAAAAUUUUGCAGAAAUUUUAAAGAAAACGCCCAGUGACGCUCUGCAGUACUUGGGGUUGUCCCAAAAAAUUGACGACACAGUAACAAAAGAACAGCUUCAAACUGAAGUAUUGUAUUUUGCAAUAAAUAGCAAGCAACUCUCAAAGAUAAGGAUUAAAGAAGACAAUGGCUUUCCGCUGUCCGAUGAUUUUGCUCAUGCUUAG